AUGGGCAUGCUUACGUUGGAGGAGGUAGGGGAGGAGAGGAUGUGGGGAUACACUUACAUGCUGCAGAAGGAGGAUACCUACAACCAAAAACAGAACCCUCUGCAUCUGCAAGCCACAACAACCAACGCAGGAGGAGACAAGUCCGGUUGGACCCUCUUUACCCCAUCCCCGUACCGACCUACCGCUCCCCAACCGACCAAAAACAAAAAGAAGAAAAACGGCCCUCCUCUAUCUAUGAUUCCACCAAACGGCUCCUCUCCGGUGCUUACACCUACCAAGACACCUCCCCUUCACUUCGCUUCGCUUCGCCUCCCCGUAAAUCUAUGUACCGGUCCCUCCAGCGGACAUUUGCUCCGAUUGGCAACGUGCUGCAGCUCGCCGAGACUGGGCGAGAUAAAGUGGAAGGGAGGCGUAAAGUUUUUGGGUUUCGUUGUGGAGUUUUAUUGCCACUGA
Molecule: messenger RNA, 453 nt
Organism: Pyrenophora tritici-repentis Pt-1C-BFP
Lineage: Eukaryota; Fungi; Ascomycota; Dothideomycetes; Pleosporales; Pleosporaceae
Source: RefSeq, a predicted model, not a curated record